This is a messenger RNA of Staurois parvus, 274 nucleotides long. NCBI's taxonomy places the organism in Eukaryota, Metazoa, Chordata, Amphibia, Anura, Ranidae. The record is from the annotation of a GenBank genome assembly.
GCCCCAGAUGUUAACCCCUUCCUGCCCAGUGCCAUUAGUACAGUUGUCAGUGCUUUUUAUUAGCACUGAUCACUGUAUUGGUGUCACUGGGGAUGUCAGUGACACCAAGUCAGUUCCCCCCAGUGUCAGAAUUCCCACCACAGUCCCUCAGUCCCGCUAUAAGUUGCUGAUCGCCGCCAUUACUAGUAAAAAUAAAAAUUCCAUUAUAUAUACCACCAUUUCUAAACGCUAUAACUUUCACGUAAACCCAUUAAUGUACACGUAUUUGGAUAUU